Clunio marinus is the source of this 846-nucleotide messenger RNA. The record is from the annotation of a GenBank genome assembly. Lineage: Eukaryota; Metazoa; Arthropoda; Insecta; Diptera; Chironomidae.
AUGUGGAAGAAAACUUUAAUUAUUUUUCUGUUGCAUUCUGCAUGUGGUAAACUUUCCGACUUUGAAUUGCCACUGGACAAUGGAAGAAAAUCUCAUACUAUUACUCAAAUCAUUCUUGAUCACUUUAUAAAUAUUUCGGAAACUAUAAACGUCGUUUACACAUUUUCUGAUGCAAAUAUUUCAACAUUUGAAGGAAUUGACACGAUCAUGAUGGAACUUGAGCAAAGUGCAACCCUUACAUUGGAACAUUAUACAAAGAUUCAUCCCAACAUGACUAAACAGUCUCAUAAUGUGGUUUUGUGUGAAUCAAUAGAAUCAUUCAACAGUUUUCUAAGCACAAUCAAUCCAAACUAUUUCAAUUUUCAAGGAUAUUACUUAAUCAUCAUGCCUAGCAGACUUUGCGAAUAUAUGUCGGACAUGUUUGCAACUUUAUGGUCUCUGCAUAUUGUGAAUGUCAAUCUUCUUCCCCUUACAUCUAAUGACGACGAUUUCAUUUACACUUAUUAUCCCUUUACGUCAUUAGAUUGCGGAUCAACAUUACCAGUUCAAUUAGAUAAUUAUCGUGACGGUAAAUGGAUGGAGAAAAAUGAGUUGUUUCCCAACAAAAUGAAGGAUUUGUUCAACUGCACUUUGAGUGUUGUAACAUUUGAUAUUCCGCCUUUCAUUAAAAUUGACAAGGAGGAAAACGAUUCUCCUAAUGGAAUUGAAGUAAUUUUAAUGAGUGUUCUUGCAUUAAAAAUGAACUUCAAUAUCAAAUGGAUUUAUUCCGAAGAAUUGUGGGGAGAAAUUUACGGAAACGGAGACUGGGGUACUUCAUUACAAGUGAAGGUCGAGACAAAAACAUGA